CUCUUACUCAUGGCAUACAGAUUUCUGCUAUGAUUUAGGCCUACAAUAACUUUUUACUUUUAUAUUAUUAAUUUAAAUAUUGAUUAUCUCUUGUAUUUUUAGUGUUAGUAUAAAUAAAUUAUAAACAUUGGACGAUAUUUUGAGUUGACCCUUUGAAUCCCUGGCAAAAUGACCCCUCCCUUUGGUCACACCCUGGUGUGACUGUAGCCAACAAACGACUGAUCAAAUUAAUUAUUAUAAAAUUAACUAGGCCUACUAGAAAGAAUUGUCAGUCUUCACUUAAGUCAUAGGUGAAGGUCUGCAGGAUGGAGAGAUGUGUGUUAGGUGAUGACCCAUUUACUCAGGUGUCUAAAUCUUCUGAAGAUGUAACCAUGGAAAACUCAGUUGACAAACAGAUGAAGCCUUUGUUUUACAUGAUGAAAUCACUUCAAAAGUUGCAAGAGAAUGGAGAAUUGUGUGAUUUGAAGUUUGAGUUGAACAACGGUUGCUUUACAAUUCACCGCUUGAUGUUUGCCAUCUGGAGCCCUGCCAUGAAAACAAUGCUCCACCUUCAGCAACCAACCUCAGGCCACAUUCGUCUCAACUUUUCCCAGCAUGCCGUGUUUGAACAGUUCAUCAACUUCCUCUACACUGGAUACUUGGCUGAACAGAUCACAGACAUUCCAGCUCUCCUGCUCCUAGCCUCUACAUUCAAAGUAACUUACUUGCUAGAAUUGUGCAUGGAGCAGCUGAAAGAAAAUGUGAAUGUGGACAAUGUCAUCUCCACUUUGUGCCUGGCUGAGAAGUUCCAACUGUCAGAGCUGCAGCUUCACUGUGUCAGCUUCCUACAGCACAACUUGCCGGAGGUGGGGCAGAAGCAAGAGCUGCGGGAACUCACUCCUGCCCAGAUCAAUCACUUUCUGGAGUCUGAACAUGUCUCCACACUAAGCCCUGAAAUAAAACUCUUCCUGAUCAUAUCUUGGUUGACCGAGGACGUGUCAGACAGACAACAGUACCUGGUCUUGCUGCUGAAACACAUCAACUGGUCAGUCGUGGCUAAAGACUUUCUGGAAGAAAUCAGCCAAACAGAAAACUUCUUUACAUCCAACCCAUCGUCCCUGUAUCUGCUGUUACAGACACUUCACUCCUCGUCCAUUGGUCUGGGGCCCUAUGAGCAGCAGUUUUCAGCGUUGAGAGAUGAGUACAGCUACCUUCUGAGUAGUGUCGUCAGCAGCAGUGUUGUGCUGGGCUCUGGCAAGCCACAAGCCUUCAAGCCAGUUCAUUUUACUUUUGUCAAACCUACAUCUGACCACAUAGCUACUGAAGGUCACAGUCAUUCACCUACUGAAGGUCACAGUCAUUCACCUACUGAAGGUCACAGUGAUUCAGCCACUAAAGGUCACAGUGAGGCAGCUACUGAAGGUCGCAGUGAGGCAGCCACUAAAGGUCGCAGUGAAGCAGCUACUGAAGGUCGCAGUAAAGCAGCAGUCAUGUCCUCAACAUGUGUUGAGGAAAUGGACCAGUGUCUUGGGAGCAGUACAAUCCAGCCACUGUCAGAUCAAACAGUAGGUCAUGUGACCACGCCUGCCCCCACUCUUGCACUUAUAAGAAAAAUGACUGAAGACAAUACCUCAUACAAAAAUUCAUCCAAAGUAUGUGUUGAUAAAAGUGAAACAAAUUUCACCCAAUGCAGAAUCCUGACACACUCAAAUAAACCAAGGUCUACCCAGGGUAAAAUCACAAAUGUAAAGCAGCACAAAGCUCCAGUUAAACUUUAUGAAAACAAAAAAGACAAUUUUAGAAAGAAACUAGGGGAGGCUACUGCUACUGUAACAAGUGAAAAUAUUGCUGAUGGAUACGGUGAGGGCACAGAGAGGCAUGGGAAUAAUGUGGAGGAACAUGUGUGUGAUUCUCCAGAUUUAAAGGCAGAAAAUCUUCUGACUCGCAUCAAACAGGAAGUGUUGAAUAUAGAGGAGGAGAAUGACCUUGACAUUGAUGAGGACAUGAGAACAGUUGAACAAGAAAAGACGGAGGAGCUGAUUGUAAAUAAAGUUAAAACAAGAGCAAAGAAAUCUUCAACAUUAAAAGAUGUAAAUAAAACCAUGAGCAACAGAAAGAAGACCUCAAGAAAAGCAACUAAAAGAAAGAAAAGAAAUCCAAAAGUGUCUUUUACUUGUUCUGAUUGUGAUUACACAGCCAGUAGUGAUGCCUUGCUCAAACUUCACUUUAAGAAGGCCCACAGCAGCAACUGUUUCUUCUCUUGCAGCUUGUGUUCAUUUAAGUGCCAAUGGAACAAAGAGUACCAAAACCACAUGCGGCAAGUUCAUUUUCCAGGACCACCAUUUAGCUGUGGGCAGAAUGGCUGUGACUACAAGACUGACAAAUUUCCCCAGUUGGUUUCUCACCUCAGGGUCCACACUGACCACCGUCCAUUUGCUUGCUCCAUCUGUCUGGCAGCUUUUAGAUCCAGGAGCAAUCUUUAUGUGCACUCAAAAACCCACUCUGCUGACAAAAAGUUUCAGUGUCCAGAAUGCAGUCGGACAUUCACUCUUAAAAUCACAUUAGACCAGCACAUGGUGACACACAGUGACCUCCGACCUUAUUUGUGUGACCUCUGUGGCUUCUCAACCAAAUUCCAAUCUCACCUCAGCUCCCAUAAAAGAAUACACACAGGUGAUGUUUACCAUUGUAAUUUCUCUGCCUGCAAGUACUCGACCCCUAAACAGUCCCAGCUCAAGUCCCACAUGCGCUCCCACCUGGGGAUCCGCUCCCACGUGUGCAGCACCUGUGGCAAAGCUUUUGUUGAGAAGUCGCACCUGAACCGGCACGAGCGUAUACACACCAGUGAGCGGCCCUUGACGUGUUCUCUGUGCCACUACACGUCAACACGUACAGACAAACUACGGGAACACGUCAAAAAACAUCACAGCGAGCCCAAAGCUACAUCUGGUGAAGUGAAGAGGGCUGGCAGGCAGAAAAACAAAAGCUCACAACAGGGAAAUGCUGAGACACAGAGUCUGAUAGAGGUUGUUCUGGUGAAAAAUAACAAGAGGGCAAGAAAAGGUGAUGUGUCUUCUAAAGAUACUAAUGUGAGCCCUGAAACUUUCUCUGUUGGUCAUGGCCAGCCUGAGGUGGCCAAUACAGGGCAGGGUAACCAGGCGAGUACUAGCAAAAAUGAAAAAGAGUUGAGCACAGUGGACAUUCUUGCCAAGAUGGGGCUUAUUCUAAGUAGUGGGGGCAGCGCCAUGUUUGGUUACCAUGGCAACUUGAAUCUAAAAAGUGCCCCAGUAGAACAAGUAUACCCAGUAGAGGAUCUACACCCCACGUACCCCCAGGUGGAGAGUGCCCAGGGUGGCUAUCACAUGUCGCAGGUCAACUCCACGGUGUCCAGUACUGGGCAGCUGUUUAAUGGGGCCAGUUCAUCCAGUCAACCUGUUGGUUUAAUCAACUAUGGUCUGUCCAACAGCACAGAGAAUCAACCACAUCUACAGCAGACAGAAGAGUAUGGGACCAUAGGAGAUUAUCUCUACUCAUGAAACAUGAGCAUUCAUUCACAUACAUGUUCUCAGCUUUCACUUAGUAUUUAUAUAAUAAAUAAAUGUUUAUUGAAAACUUAUUAAAAUGUUACAUAAUUGA
Molecule: messenger RNA, 3615 nt
Organism: Physella acuta
Lineage: Eukaryota; Metazoa; Mollusca; Gastropoda; Physidae
Biological process (GO): regulation of transcription by RNA polymerase II
Cellular component (GO): nucleus
Molecular function (GO): protein binding; RNA polymerase II cis-regulatory region sequence-specific DNA binding; DNA-binding transcription activator activity, RNA polymerase II-specific
Source: RefSeq, a predicted model, not a curated record